GGAAAGAGUUUCGCAACCAAAAGCAAACUUAAGAUUCACAAAAUGAUCCACACUGGAGAGAAACCAUUCACAUGCACUCAGUGUGGGAAGAGUUUCAACCAAUUAUCUCACCUUAAUUAUCACAUGAUGAUCCACACUGGAAAGAAACCAUUCGCAUGCACUCAGUGUGGGAAAAGUUUUAACUGCUCAUCACACCUUAAUCAACACAUGAGGAUCCACACUGGAGAGAAACCAUACGCAUGCACUCAGUGUGGGAAAAGUUUUAACCAAUCAUCUCACCUUAAUUAUCACAUGAUGAUCCACACUGGAAAGAAACCAUUCACAUGCACUCAGUGUGCGAAGAGUUUCAACCAAUCAUCACACCUUAAUCAACACAUGAGGAUACACACUGGAGAGAAACCAUACGCAUGCACUCAGUGUGGGAAGAGUUUUAACUGCUCAACAAACUUUGAUAACCACAUGAGGAUCCACACUGGAGAGAAACCAUUCACAUGCACUCAGUGUGGGGAGAGUUUCAGCAAAUCAUCACACCUUAAUAAACACAUUGAAGGAACUCAUGGGCAUAUUGCAGUGGUCAACACGAGUUGAAACUGAAAUCUUGGGCAUCUGCAAAUUGUCUCAGUCAUUGAACUGGCUUAAGGGCUUAAACCAUCAUGAUAACAAAGCACCAAUUGAUUUUGGGUUAUUCUGACCAAUACUCUGGCUGCAGAUGUUCCAGGUACCCUUCAGCAAAAUUAGUAAAUGAUUUAAACUAAACAAAGGAGCUUUACGGGAUUUUCAGCAGGAACUGCCUCACAAGACUUUUGAAUGACAUUGAAAUUGUGCAUCCUGUCAGAUGCACAAUUUCUUAGAGACGAAGAGAUCUCUAGAAACAUUAAUGCAUACAAAUGAAAGUAAAUCUCUUAAAAUGUUAGAACUAAGGCAGAUGUAUUUUUGAAUAAUAUCCCAUAAUGUUCCUCAUAUGCUGUGGUUAUUUCAACCAACCAGGUUAAUCAAUGUGUUGUUUUAACCCUUAAAGCAGAUUAAAUUGAUCUGCGUGUGUCUGAAAUGUAUGAGAUCUGGUCUUGAAUGAAAGCUAGUGACAUUUGCAAUCUGUUGGUGUAAAUGAAAAACUAGUAGUACAAACAGUAUUCGUCUUGUAACAUUUGAUGUAAGAUAGUUUCAAUCUUGCAAGAGUUCUUCCCCGUGAAAUCUACAUGCAGUGUGUUAAUGAUUGACCCCUUCUACGUCGGCACGGGGUGUGGCCCCGCCCUUCAUGGCAAUUGCUCAUUGGCAGACAGUGCCAUAGGGAUGGAUCAGACCAGGUCACUUAAAGACACCCUGCAACAAAGGAAAUUUGCUUUGAAACUUCCGCAAACCGACUUUCAUCAGUCCGUCACCUCAGUAACCCAGAACUACCCACCCACAAGCGAGGGAAUUCCAAGGACGUCACAGAAGCCACCAGCCAAUCAGGAGCACUGUGUUUCCCCAAGGCCAGCUGGCGAGGGAGAUUCAUCUUCAGCAAAAGUGCAAGUAACAAACAAAUGUUGUCUCUUGCUGAUCUGGUGCAGAUUGAUCUUAAACAGUUAAAGAUAAGCUAUAUCUCUGCUUUUGUGGUUUCUCAAGUGUUAUUCUAAGAUCUUGUUAGAAGUAUUAGAAUUAAUUUGGGAUGGUUGUCAACUCAUUUUACAUCCUCUGAACUGCCUCUGUGUGUGCGAGUUUGUUUGUUGUUUGCUUAUUAUGUAUUGAGUUUCAUGUAUGGUAGUUUAGCUCAAUAAAUCUUUGUUCUCAU
Danio rerio (zebrafish) is the source of this 1771-nucleotide messenger RNA. The record is from RefSeq and is a predicted model, not a curated record. Lineage: Eukaryota; Metazoa; Chordata; Actinopteri; Cypriniformes; Danionidae.